UACACUUAAAGUAGUCAGCAUGAGACAAAAAUGUCUUCGUUUUCAAUUGAUUUCUUUCCUGGUUAUCCAAAUAAACGGGCUGUCAAUUUUAUCAGACAAAGCUGAUGACGGAAAGGACAUAACAACUGCUUCAACAAAACGCGUGGAUGUUCUGCAGCAACUGCUAAAUCAAGAAACAAUCAUUAGAAUGUCUUUAGAGAAAAAUGUUCGGGAGCUCAUGAGAGAAGUUGUCGAUAUGAAGAAUAAUUUGAAAGGUUUCGAAUCCAUUACGGAAAACCUACAAAAUGACAUGAAAGGAAUUAUAAUUGAAAAUCACAGGCUUAAAGAUGACAAUUUAGGUCAAUUGCUAAACAAUGUCACUGAACUACUUGCAGAAAAGGGUGAAGAAAUCUAUGAAAGGGUGAAUCGUUCACUUGAAAUACAAGGAUCAAAACAUCUAAAACCGACUGUGGCCUUCCAUGCAAAGAUGACGUCUUCAAAAAGAAAUCUGGGAGGUUACCAAGUAGUUAUAUAUGAGGAGACGCUUUUGAAUGAGGGCAACGCAUACAAUACAAAAAAUGGCAAGUUCACAGCACCUAUCGACGGAAUAUAUCAUUUUGAUUGGACUACAGUGGCAUAUAUGAAUAAGUAUUUCAUUACUCAGUUAGUAAAAGAAGGGACAAUUAUGGGUGCCAACUAUUGUACAGAUAUUAGCAAAGUGAAUAGUAAUCUAUGUUCAUCUUCGGCAAUCGUGCAAAUGAAGGCCAAUCAGGAGGUCUGGAUUAGAACCUACAUGGGAUAUGGACAAUACGUAGUUGGUGAUUGGUGUUAUUUCUCAGGGCAUAUUUUGUUCUGAAAGAAAAAAACUA
Molecule: messenger RNA, 848 nt
Organism: Saccostrea cuccullata (small rock oyster)
Lineage: Eukaryota; Metazoa; Mollusca; Bivalvia; Ostreida; Ostreidae
Exons: 2
Coding region: 20-835 (271 amino acids)
Molecular function (GO): protein binding
Source: RefSeq, a predicted model, not a curated record